CCCCGGAGCGCACCGGAGCCGCAGCGCGUCACGUUUGCUGAUACGCGACUGGAACUUUUUGACAAGACAAAUUGCAUUCUUCUGUGAAAUAUUCCUGGAAAAAGUAUGGAAAACAGCUGCUUUGAGGAAUCGUAAUUGCGGUGCGCUCAAAAGCACACGAGUAACAACUUCACUUCCCUUUAGAAAGGCGACAAAGUGACAUUUCUGCGCGUCGCUCGUUUGCGCUCGUCACAUGCGUAAAAGUUUUUUAAAGUGCUCCUUCGCUUUUAUUUGGGACAUGGAGGAAAGAAAAUUCAUGAUGGAAAUAUGACAUGAUGGAUAUAUUUUACUGCAUCAGUGACAGGAGUCCUGUCAUGUUUUAACAGAAGUGAGAGUGUUGCAGUCUAACGUGAUCUAUCCAUUCAUACUUGGAAAGGAGUAACAGUGUUUCUCAGCAUUGAAACUUAAAAGUUAUUAUCAUCCAGAAAAGCUUGUGCCCUGAUGUCAUGGGCUGACCUGGGACCGCGCAGCUGAUAGUGUGCGGGACAAUGUCGGGACCCUGCGUCCGCAUCCCGUUUUGGGUUCGUGUGUUUCUCCUGCUGCUGCUUCACAGAGUCUCUGCGGGCUGUCCGGAGCUCCUUUCCAGCGGCUGCAGCUGCGCAGAGGACCGCGGUAAAGCUCACGCUGCGCCCGGGGCGCGGAGGAAAGUGAGCUGCGUUGGGAAGGAGCUGACUGAAACGCCCGAAGUCAGUUUGCUUCCCAACAGGACCGUCUCUCUAAAUCUGAGCAACAAUCGCAUCCGCAUCCUGAAAAAUGGCUCUUUCGCUGGCUUGUACUCCCUCGAGAAGCUGGAUCUCAGGAAUAACUUGAUCAGCACCAUCAUGCCUGGAGCCUUUCUGGGUCUCACAGCUCUUCGAAAACUUGACCUAUCCAGUAACCGAAUUGGCUGCCUGACCUCAGAAGUGUUCCAGGGACUUACCAACCUCACAAAAUUAAACAUCUCUGGAAACAUCUUUUCCUCUCUGGAUCCACAUUUGUUUAUGGAGUUACACUCUCUAAAGCUGCUGAACUUUCAUUCUGAGUUCCUGUCAUGUGACUGCGGUCUGCGCUGGGUCCCAGGCUUUUUCCACAGCAGUUCUGCUCGGCUUGGGGACGAAACACUGUGUGCGUAUCCCAGAAGACUUCAAAACAAACCCCUGCGUCUCCUGAGAGAGACUGACCUCAGCUGUGGUGAUGAGCUGAUCCUGUCAAACGUCCACAUCGAGGCGAGUGGUGAGUGGGAGUGUGUGGUGUCCACAGGCCGUGGGAACGCCUCGCGCAGUGUGGAGAUAGUGGUACUGGAGAACAGCGCCUCCUUCUGUCCGGAGCAGAGAGUGACUAACAACAGAGGGGAGUUCAGGUGGCCUAGAACUCUGGCUGGCAUCACCUCCUACCAGCACUGUCUGCAGCUGCGCUAUCCCUCCUUAACUAUAGGAGGCGGCGUGGAGCAGAAGAAGGCGUCACGUAACUGUGACCGCUCUGGACGCUGGGAGGAGGGAGACUACUCUCAGUGCCUCUAUACUAAUGACAUCACACGGGUCCUGCAUACCUUCAUACUGAAUGCAGUGGCUCUUGCUUCAGUGUCUCUCCCUGCGUCUCUUUUUCCACCGAACGCUCCUCCUGACUGUAAGCUGCAGUUUGUGGCAUUCCGCAAUGGAAGAUUCUUCCCAUUUACCAGCAAUUUCACAGGACAUUCGGACCUUGCCCGCAGACGUGGCAUCAACACUCCAGUUAUCUACGUUGACCUUGAUGGUUGUAGCAUGUGGAAUCAGUCCGAUCCCAUUAUUGUGUCACUACGACACACAUCACCUGGAAAUGACCCUGUUGCUGCCCACUGGAGCUUACAGGCGCUGGAGCAUCAUGGGAGUUGGAGUCUGGAUGGCUGUCAGCUGGCCCAUAGUGAUGCAUCCACCUCUACGCUGCACUGCUCUGUGCUGAGCAAUUACGCUGUACUUCAGGAGAUGCCAGAUUUCCCGGGUUCACCUUUGAUUCCAGUGGAAGUGCUCCAUCCAGUGAUCUACACCUGUACUGCAGUGCUGCUCCUCUGUCUCUUCACCAUCAUCAUCACAUAUAUAUUACAUCACAGCUCUAUCAGAAUCACAAGGAAGAGUUGGCACACUCUCCUGAACAUUAGUUUCCACAUCGCAAUGACUUCUGCAGUAUUUGCUGGAGGCAUCACUCUGACAGGAUACCCAGUUGUAUGCCAGGCAGUGGGGAUUGUUCUUCACUACUCUUCUCUGUCCACUUUGUUAUGGAUCGGAGUCAGUGCCAGAGUCAUCUAUAAAGAAGCCUUAUUAAGGACUCCACAGCAACUAGAAGGAGAGUCUGCUGUACAACCAACCCAGCGACCCAUGCUCAGAUUUUAUUUGAUAGCUGGCGGGGUCCCACUCAUCAUAUGUGGUAUCACUGCAGCUGUAAACAUCAAUAACUAUGGAGACAACAUUCCUUACUGCUGGUUGGUAUGGCAACCCAGUUUCGGAGCUUUCUACAUUCCAGCUGGAUUGAUCAUUCUUGUGACCUGGAUCUACUUCCUGUGCACUGCUUUCUGCCUGAGGCGCCGAAACUUCCAGGAGUCCAAAGAUCCUCCUUGUUCCGCCUCCGAACCCUCAACCUUGCCUGAGAGCCAACCGGCAAUCAGUGGCAGCACCAGCCUGCUCUCGACGGACUCUGUGGUGGGCCCGGUGCAUGCUGGGACGACGGUGGAGGACCAGUAUUCAUUGAAGGUCCAGUGUUUGGCGCUGGUGGCAACACAGUUUGUGUUUGUGGGGCUGUGGUGCUGCGGCGCUAUGGCUGUUUGGCAUGUGGAUAGAGAGCGGAAACUCUUCAGCUGCCUGUAUGGAGGAACGGCUACCGGAUUAGGGAUCUUCUUGGUGCUCCAUCACUGUUUCAAGCGUUUGGAUGUCCAGGCAGCGUGGCUAAGUUGUUGCCCCAGGUACCGUCGCUCCCAACCCAUGCCAGCUUAUUCCCACCCUUGCACUGCCACCGUAGGCGUCCAGAGUUCCUCGGAAAGGGGCUCCCAACUUUUUGUAGGAUGCCAUCCGCUGACGGACACCAACAAUUUGUCUUCUUCUGCCAGGUCGUCUUCUACUCAAAGUGGGACGACGAGCAUUGCCGCCGGGCCUUGCAAACUCACCAACCUCCUUCAAGUGACACAGGACAACGUGAAUAAUGCUGCCCGAGCGCAAACGGGAACUAAUACCAACACAAGCACGAGCACGGAGAACAACAAGCCGGCCAACAAUCUGCUACCCAGUCUACUGCCCAUCCAGCAGCCUCAAAGAAGGAAGGCUUGCAGUAGAACUAGGGGUGGCAAUACUCAAUACCAUCACCGAGGGGACGGGAGAGGGCACUACCGCCUUAAAGCUCUCAGAGCGGGUGGAGGAGGUAGCAUGGGCGCUUUGGGACCUUCUGGGACAGAGCAAUCAAACAUCCACCAGCUACACAAACACGCUUCCAGUGAGAAUGGAAGUCUACGGAAUAGCCAUUCAGAGGGUCAGAACGGCCUUCUGACCAAUGGGCGGCACAGAGGGGAGGGACUAGCGACGAGCCCUUCGGAAGGUAGUGAUGGAGGUAGCAGUGGAAGUAGAAAACCUUUUCCCCUGUUGCCUUCGGUGGCAAGCAGGUCCGCCACGCAGCAGAACACUCAACGGCCCAGCGCUAGCAAAGACAAUCUUAAACUGGCCGUCACGGCUGAGAGAGAGUCCAAGCAGAGCUCGUUCCCUCUAAACGUGGCAUCAAAUGUCACUACGACAGCCUCGUUGACGACAGUGUCAGCGCCAAAUGGAACACUAAAGGGAUCCGUGGUGGAAUUGGACACUAGCGGAACUGACCAAUCACAGGGUUCGGUUGGUAUGAAGAGCAGGGUAUGGAAGAGCGAGACGACUGUAUAAUAGUUGAAAGACUUUGAAGGUUUCGUGAAGGUGUGACCUGUAUGCCAGGAGCCAAAGCAUGGAUUUCUUUCUCCACAACUCUGCUGAAAAACUAGUUUAAACCAGUCUAAGAUGGUUUGAGGGCUUAUUUGGUCUGUGGGCUGGUUUUGGACACUUUUCAGCCAAGCUAAACAUCAACUUGGCUUGGCUGGGAGACCGGCUAAACCAGCUAAGACCAGGAAACCAGACUAGCAGUGUUGUAGAACUUAAGACUGGAAGACU
Molecule: messenger RNA, 4169 nt
Organism: Sinocyclocheilus grahami
Lineage: Eukaryota; Metazoa; Chordata; Actinopteri; Cypriniformes; Cyprinidae
Product: G-protein coupled receptor 124-like
Exons: 15
Coding region: 528-3908 (1126 amino acids)
Biological process (GO): positive regulation of canonical Wnt signaling pathway; G protein-coupled receptor signaling pathway; cell surface receptor signaling pathway
Cellular component (GO): Wnt signalosome; plasma membrane
Molecular function (GO): protein binding; G protein-coupled receptor activity
Source: RefSeq, a predicted model, not a curated record